AUGUCGUCGGCCAUGCUAAGGAUUGUGAUUGCCCUACUCUUCUUCACAUUGGUUCUGCAAAACUCUAAUGGGGCAGACUGGUGUGUGGCUAGACCGGAUGCCCCAGAGGCUGAAUUACAGAAAGGGAUGGAUUAUGCAUGCCAAUUUGGUCAAACCUGCUCCCAUUUACGACCUGGUGAAAGUUGCUACUUACCAAACACUGUAAAGGAUCAUGCCUCUUAUGCCUACAACAGCUACUACCAGACGCACAAGUUUGGGCCUGAGGGCGGUAAAGCUUGCUACUUCAAUGGUACUGGCAUGUACGUUUAUUCCGAUCCAAGUAAGAUACAUAGCUAA
Vitis vinifera (wine grape) is the source of this 336-nucleotide messenger RNA. Its product is annotated as PLASMODESMATA CALLOSE-BINDING PROTEIN 3-like. Bases 1 to 336 code for a protein of 111 amino acids. The transcript is spliced from 2 exons. NCBI's taxonomy places the organism in Eukaryota, Viridiplantae, Streptophyta, Magnoliopsida, Vitales, Vitaceae. The record is from RefSeq and is a predicted model, not a curated record.